GCUUGACAGCUAGCCUGCGCACCGAGUCUCCUUGCAGCCACUGAUAAAACGGUUUUGUGCAGGGCUUUCUCCUCCAUCACUUCCUUCCUUUGAGCAAUGCGUUGUGAGGCAGGGAGGUGUGAGGAGCCCGGCUCUUCACUCCUUCAUGCUGCUCAGGAGCCAUGGCGGAGCGGACACUGAGGAGGAACCAGCCGGAGCUCAGCGGGUCUACAGCGGCGGCUCAAACCAACCAGGAUCCACGUUACCUGCAGCACAGCCACAACUAUUACUGACGGAAUACAAUGGUGACAGCUUCUAAAGUUUUAUACACAUCUUUAGCUUAUGUCACAGCUGUCCGGUUCAACUUUUCACUAACUGGCAUUUCCCUAAUGUCGAGGGGGGGUCACAGCGACGCAGAGUUUGUUCCGCUUUUCUUUUCUUGCAGUAACGUUACGUGUGUCCUGUAAAGCCAUCUGCCUCAGGCGUAAAUCUGGCGCACUGUCCCGCAGUGGCUCACUGAGCGCCUCUUUAAUAUUGCAAAGCCGAGUCACUGGAGGUUAACAUGGGGGCAAAGCAGAGCAGCCCGACUGCUAAUCCAGCUGCUAACGGACGGACCAGAGCCUACUCCGGCUCGGACCUGCCCUCCAGCACGUCCAGCAGCAAUGGCAGUAGUGUUAGCAGGACUACCGCCGGGGGUGUGAGGUACCAUGCGUACAGUGCGUCCGGAGCCUCCGGAGCCUCGUCCAGCACUAGCCAGCACCUUGGAGCCAGGGCCAGGUCUGUGGGGGGCUCCGGAGGCUCCGGGACCAGACCUCAGUCCGGUAUCAACAUUCCGAACAGCAGCGGAGCCUACAGCUCCCAGGAGUCCGGCGGCAGCAGCCCGGAGGAGGCGGCGGACAGGGAGCGCUCAGGCGGAGGGCACGAAGGUCCCCGGCUGUUGAUAGGAUCUCUACCAGCUCACCUCUCGCCUCAUCUGUUCGGAGGCUUCAAGUGCCCUGUGUGCUCCAAGUUUGUGUCCUCAGAUGAGAUGGAUCUUCACCUGGUCUUGUGCUUAACCAAACCCAGAGUGACAUAUAACGAGGAUGUCCUGACCAAGGAUGCAGGAGAAUGUGCAAUCUGCCUGGAGGAGCUGGUACAGGGAGACACCAUCGCUCGCCUGCCCUGCCUCUGCAUCUACCACAAAGGCUGUAUUGAUGAGUGGUUUGAAGUAAACAGAUCAUGUCCGGAGCAUCCAUCAGAUUAAAGCUUUUUUUGCACAGGUACUCAACAAUGUGAGGGAUCUACAAGAUGAUGUGUGGAUCCAGGGAGACUGCUGGACACUGUGAUCAGUUUAACCCCCACCCCCACCCCACCCAAUAAUGUAGUACCACUGUGUGCCAAAUCUCAUUUAAGCAAUCUUCAGGGAUACAGACUUUUGUGUUUAUGUUUGAGUUGCACAUCUACGCUCAGUCUCAGACUGGAUGGAUUGAUCUCCACCUCACAUCCUCUCCAGCCCUGACACUCAAAGCCACACAGGACGUUGUGGCAGGCAGGGCUCUUCUUCCUGAGUGGCCAUUGGACAGCACAUGUCAGCUGAUUGUACACCAGGAUACUGGAGGAGGUGGUGGACAUGGUCCUGGAGGUGGGGGCGGGGUGGAGGGGGGGGUGAGUCGGGCGAUGCGUGGAUUAUCCCUCCCCCUCUUACUCUGUCCCUCCCCUCCUCCUUCAGCAUCAGUGUCUACCAGUGCCUUGUUGUUAUGAUGCCCAGCCACGACAGGGCAGGACAGAGGAGUCCAGACUGUCAGCAGAGCCAGCUGGACCAACUGGACGGACUUGCGGGACCAUCUCACCACAACUGCCAUUCUACCAGUCCAGGAGAAACAAGCCAGAGACAGGACAGCGGCAGAAAUAUCUGUCUGCGUAAGCAGCUCGGACAUUUUUAAAACUGAAGCUGCUGCAAACAAUGGUGCCAAUCAACUGUGAAUAUCGUCGAACACUCACACUCAAUCAUCAGUGCUUUUUAAUCAUAUACCAUGGAGUAGAGGUCUUCAGGUACAAAAACCUGCCUCCAAAUCUGAAAUGGAUCCUUGACUUACCAGCCUGAGCCUACAGUAGAGUAUCGCUGCUACCAUGACAUACAAAUAUGUAACCACUUGUAGAUCCCUCUCACUUUGUAACAUGAUACUUUUCUUGUUAUAAUGACAUGAUGCAAGCAAGUUUCUCUGAGAACUUGUUAUGAGGAGAAACUGUUCUUGUUUAAAAAGUUUUGUUGAUUUUUUUAUAAUAACAGGCAAGUUUUGUGAUAUAACACGAUAAAUUGACAUGUUAUAACAAGAAAAGUUUGUUCUUAAAAUGAAAUAACUUGAUUUUUAGUUACAGCAAAAAAAAGUAUAAUUUUAUAACAUGAACGGGAUCUCAUAACCAGAAACAUUUUUACACAGACCAGAAAGUGAAAAUGUGUUUUUCAUUUCUUUUUUUGUCUAUUUUGCUUUGUGCUACUCCAUGGGGUAAAAGCUUCUCUUGUUUUCAUAAUGUCUGUAAUGUAGUCGUUUAUGUAGGCUGUGUAUUAAUUAUAGCGUUUGAUCAAUCAUUUAAGUUGCUACAAUUGAUUGUUUCCUCAGUGUGCAGGUUCACUGAUUAUCAGUCUUUAAAACAGGUCAGCAGUGUCAGGUGCACAGGAUUACCACAAAUCAAACACUGUCAUACAGAUGGAGAGCAGAAUGGGUUUAAUAUGUUAAUGAAGAAUGAAAAUGAGAUCUAGAUUUAUUUUUUUUUUAAUUAAAAAAAAUAAAACAAAACCUAAUGUAGAUAGAAGUAUUUUUGUGCAGCAAAAAGAUCCACUUGAAAUCCAAAUUUCUAAUUUCAUUGUUUUAUUCUCUACUUUUUCCAUAAUCCUUUUGUAGUGCUAUGACACAGUUUUUCUGUGAGUGAGUAUCCGUUUUGUCUUGUGUAGGACGCAAGGAUGUAGGCGACAUAGGCAACAUGAUGCACAUUCCUGCCAAUGAUGUCUCACUGUUCCACUGAUCUGCAGGUGGCAAUACAGCCCAGUCGCCAGAUAUAAUGUUGGCAUCUUCCAUUUCUAAAAACCACGGACACAUUUCAUUUGUAGGUUUUUAUGUAGUGGAUAAAUUGAUCCAUUUAAACAUUACGUUUUAACAACGCUGUGGUUAAUGUGUGGUUAGGUUUAGGCACAAAAACAGAAAUGUUAUGACUAUAACCUCUGUUACCUGAAGGAGAGGAACAAGAUACAACCCUGCUGUGCAGCUGGGCUUGGUGAAGAGCAGCUAUCGAACUGAAGAAUGACUGUGGUGAUGGAUGUGUAUAUACAUAUGUGUGGGCGGGGCCUCACAUACGUCACCACAGGUCAUCUGAUUUAAUAGGCGUGAAUAGAAGUGUCUUCAGGUAGGUCACAAGGGGUGUGAUAUCCCAUAGUAUAUGUGUUGUACCAAUCGACUGAACAGGAACACUUGGUUAUGGUCAGGAAAAGAAGUACCCAGUUUUGGUGGCACAGUUACCUCUGGGAAAGCAGCGAUGUCUCGGUAAGAAACAACUACUUUUUGUUGCACAGGAAGGCAACACAGUGACAGGUCGCGUAAGAACACCCACAUUUUUUGGCUAAAAAGCUACUCGAAACACAGCGAUGACUCACCAGGACACAACAGGUUUUGUCGUUUGUCAGUCUCCAACAGUGACCUGCAGCUUGGCAGGCAUUUCACUGAGUGGACAUGCCAUCCUCUAUCCCCUCCUCCCCCUGAAGACAAAGUCACCUCAUAUACUACAUCACUUUAGAAAUAUGAUAUGUAUGAAAGGUGCAAUUGUAACAUUUGUGGUUUGUAGAAACACACAGUGCCAACAUUUGUUCUUGCAACUGGGUUGGGCAGAUAUGCAGCAAUGCACCAGCAAAGGCAGUAAAUAUGAAAGUAACCAAGGCAGGCUUUGUAUUCAUGAGAAAGGAAAUGUAUUCAUUACAUUUGUCAGGGCCGGAGGAUUUGCACAUUUUUGGUGAAUGUAAACAAUAACUCCCCAGGGGGACUGUAAUGUGAUCCCACACAGUUUCCUUGUACUCAACUCUGCAGGUUCCAUUUCUCUGACAGUGUUUGAAAAGUUCUAAUUUUGUGUACAUGACACUGCUUCCUGUAUGUGUUUAAAAAAGCUUGGACUGUGAUAAUGACCGAGCCUGCACACAGAGGAAGGAAUCAGCAGAGACACCUGUGCUUGUCACAGUUACUUGAGUGCAUACCAGUUGGAACUGCAGACUUGUUCUACUAAACCUGUUAUGUACAGGUUAUGGGAGAAGUUUCUAUGGUUGUCGUCCUGCAGGAAGUCAUUGACUUGCUUGGCUGGUGAUUGGUCGACUCAACUACAACAGACUGGUCUCGGGUUCAGGCAGCAUACAGACCCAGCACUAAGUUAAGUUGGUCAAGGACUGAGGGACACUGAAUGAGUGGACUUUUAACACCACCAAUGUGUUAGUUAAGGCUUUCAUGGGCUCAGGUUUGCCUGAAGACCUCUACCAUGGAGGAGCUAAUGUGUACAGAUUUUUAAUCUAGUAGAAAGCGAUCACAGAUGAUUUCAUCGACAAGCUCAUCAUCCACCAGAGAAUAUGAACUCAUCAGUGAAAUCACCAAGUGCAGAUCCCAAAGCUACAAUGGAAUCCUUUAUCUCCACCAACUCCCUUUUUCCAUUACGCAGAGCCUAAUGCUCGUCCCACCACCCUGAAGACUAUUUUUAUACUGGAAAAACAAAUGAGCUGCUUCACUGUAACAUUAACAGCGACUUUAAAGGCAAUCCUGUGGAAUCUCA
This is a messenger RNA of Epinephelus lanceolatus (giant grouper), 4761 nucleotides long. It is a transcript of the gene znrf2b, whose product is annotated as zinc and ring finger 2b. The record is from RefSeq and is a predicted model, not a curated record. Lineage: Eukaryota; Metazoa; Chordata; Actinopteri; Perciformes; Serranidae. Gene Ontology annotation, cellular component: cytoplasm; membrane; intracellular membrane-bounded organelle. Gene Ontology annotation, molecular function: ubiquitin protein ligase activity. Gene Ontology annotation, biological process: protein K48-linked ubiquitination; proteasome-mediated ubiquitin-dependent protein catabolic process.